Messenger RNA from Coccomyxa subellipsoidea C-169, 2481 nucleotides. RefSeq lists its product as hypothetical. The record is from RefSeq and is a predicted model, not a curated record. The transcript has 14 exons. The coding region runs from base 94 to 2277 and encodes 727 amino acids. Gene Ontology annotation, cellular component: Sec62/Sec63 complex. Lineage: Eukaryota; Viridiplantae; Chlorophyta; Trebouxiophyceae; Coccomyxaceae. Gene Ontology annotation, molecular function: RNA binding; transmembrane protein transporter activity. Gene Ontology annotation, biological process: post-translational protein targeting to endoplasmic reticulum membrane; SRP-dependent cotranslational protein targeting to membrane.
GAAGAAACACCUAUGAAGCUGAGAUGUUGAAUCCUCGUCACUUCUCUCAUUGAACGCAUGAUCAGAUUUGCUCUGGAAACUUGAUAGUAUUCCAUGGAGGAGCAGGCAGGCAGCUCGCCACUCUUUGCUGUGUUUGUCCUUUCGGUAUUCUCUCUUUUUCUCAUACCGUUCACUGUAUACAAGCUCUGCGUGGCAGCUGCGCCUGACGAGGUUGUGAAACCGUGGGAAUCGAAGAAGACGUCGGCGAUCAGCAGGUUUGCGGGGAGAUUCUUCACAGUCGAGAAUGUGCUGCUGGCUGUUGGAUGGUUGGUGUGGGUUGCCCUGGUGGUCUACGUGCAGACCCAAAGUGCCGACCUAGUGCCUUUUGAUCCCUUUGAAAUUCUCAAGAUCGACAGAGGGGCAACAGAGAAAGAGGUAAAGAAGGCGUACAGGCAGCUGUCGCUCAUAUUCCACCCCGACAAGAACCCGGACCCUGCAGCUGCCACCUACUUUGCCGAGUCCAUCACAAAGGCUUACAAGGCGCUGACAGACGACACGGCGCGGGAGAACUAUGAGAAGUACGGGCACCCAGACGGGCCCCAGGCCCUCAACAUGGGCGUGGCGCUGCCAGAGUGGAUAUUUUCGCGCGACAAGCACGCUGCGCCUGUGAUUUUGAUCUCCCUGAUCGGCAUCUGCAUCCUGCUGCCGCUGAUAGUGGCCGCCUGCUACCUGCUGCGCUCCAACAAGUACAUGGGGCCCAACAAUGUGGCCACCGAGACGCUGGAGAUCUUCCUCAGGUCGAAGUUUGCGGUGAAGGAGUCUCAGGGGCUGGCGCGCGUGCUGGACACGCUGGUGUUUGCGUACGAGUUCAUCAUGCUGCCCACGCCCUCCGACCAGGCCGAGGGCCUCGAGACGCUGCGCCGCACCAUGCUGCGCGUGCACCCAGACCUCAAGGAGAAGCCGCAGUUCUGGAAGCGCAAGCCGUCCAUUGUGAAGUGCAACAUGCUGCUGCUGGCGCAUCUCUCUCGCGCGCCCGUGCCACCCAUCUUCGCCAACGACAUGAAAUACGUCCUCAAAAAGUCGCCCCAGUUCCUGGAGGAGAUGAUAAACAUCGCGAAUCUGGCGCGGCCGCCGCAGGGGUACGGGUGGCUGUCGCCGACGGUGGGGUGCCUGGAGAUGGCGCAGUGCAUCACGCAGGCCAUGAGCAUCGUUGCGCGCAAAUCCCUCAGCCAGGGCGGCGCCAAGGGUGGCGCGGACACAAGUGUCCUGCUGCAGCUGCCGCACUUCGACUACGACGUGCUGAAGAAGCUGGGCCGCAAGAAGAUGCGCAGCCUGGCAGAGCUCGCAGCCAUGGACCCUGAGGAGCGCCUGGAGCUCUUCGUCACCUCUGGUCUGACGAAGCAGCAGGCGGAGGAGGCUGCCACGUCACUGCUGUCACUGCCGACUGUCACAUUGACAGAUGUGCAGCUACAGGUGGAAGGGGAGGCGGAUGGGACGCAGAUUGUGGAGACUGAUAUUGUCACCUGCUCUGUGCGCGUGGUGCUCUCACGGCCUUCCCAUGCAUCUCCAGAUACGCAGCCCCCCAAGGGGACCUCGGUGCUGGCGUACGCGCCGCUGUACCCCUACCCCAAGCCGGAGAAGUGGAACUUCAUCGUGGCAGACCCGGUGACCAACACCGUCUACACUCGCGCUGAAACGGCGCUUGUGGAAGCGGAGGCUGCCGGGCUGACGCAAUGCACAGCGCAGCGUGCCAAACAGCCGCUGCUGCUCACCGGGGGCGAAGGCGGCCGCCAGAGUGGGAAGAAGGAGGCAGGGGAGGUGCCGAUGACGGCCAAUGGCAGCAGCGCGGCGGCUGCCGAGAAGGGAGAGGAAGCUGCGCGUGCGGCUGAGUCAGCGGCGGCUGCGCCGCAGGGGCAGCUGGUGGAGGUCAAGUUCCGAGCGCCCAAGCCCGGCAAAUACGACCUCACUCUCUUCUGCGUGUCGGACAGCUGGGCGGGGUGCGAUCGGUCGGUGGCGUUCAAGCUGCGCGUGGCGGAGCAGACGCGCGCCGAGAAGGAGGGCCGCGGCGGGAAGGGGAAGAGUGACGCGCGCGGAGAGCACGCCUCGGGAGACGAGGCGGCCAGGGAUGACAACGCCGACGAACGGGGCGACAACGAGGACGAGGAUGACGAGGACGAUGAAGAGGAAGGUGACUGGGACAGCGAGGACAGUGGGACUGAGGAGAGCGGCUCAGAAGAUGAGGAUGAGGAAGAAGAGAAGGAAAAGGAUGGAAAAGAGAAAUCUUCUGAAAAGCAGUAAACCUAGAUGCUGGCAGACAGUGCUGGCAAUCGCACCACGGUUCAGUCCAGGUGUUCCCAAGGCUUUGAGAAGCAAAUCAGUCUGACUGCGCAGCAACAUCGACGGGGUCUCUAGAUGAGCAUGGCGUUUGUAUGAAUGGCAUGAUAGGACAGUUGCACGCCUUUUCUGCUGUUGAUGGGCCUCCCUGUAAAGACAAUGUCCUAG